CAGGCGUACACCGUCGCCACAUCAAAGAGGCAGUUGAUCCGCAUCAAGACGUCAAUGGAGGAUUUGAAGGACGAGAAGAAGUACUGCACCACGGAGAACGCCAAAUUAAGGACUUCGGAUGGGCGUGAGCUUUCGUGCGAUAAGGAUUACAUCCUAACUGAAGAGCAGAAAACCAAUCUGAUGGAGAAAAUCAUUCCUGCUGCAGUCAAACUGCAUGCUGAGCGUCUGCUCGUUGACCCUGAGAGCACUCCGUUGAUUAUACCUCAAUUUAAUCAGAGUACUGAUUGCAGAUUUUUCACUGUUCCUCAAGAUCACCAUAACCCAGGUGUUGAGAAUGCUGACUUUGUACUCUACGUGGCCGCGAAACCUGGUGAUGCGUUUGGUGUUACAUGUGCUAAUAAAGAGCCUUCUGGACGUCCAAUUGCUGGUGGGCUGAACUUUAUUCCAUACCAAACAGUAAGUACUCGCCCUAACGUUCGCCAGGCUGCCCACCAUAUUGCACACGCACUUGGCUUCGACUACGAGCGGAUGAAGAGUCUUGGUAUGAUCUCUGUCAUCACUGUACGUGGAGUGAAACGAGUGGUUGUGAGCUCCGAUAUGACGAAGAAAAUGGCACAGGAACAUUACGGCUGCAGUAAUCUUGAGGGUAUGGAACUGGACUACAGAGAGAGGAAGGUGUUUCGGAUGGAUGUAUCAUCCACGUGGUCAUCGCGGAAUGCAAAGGAUGAGUUGAUGAGCUCUUUACAUGCGUUCGGCGGCGCCUACUACACUGUUUUGACGAUGGCAGCUUUCCAUGACAUGAAAUAUUAUUCUGCCAACUGGGGAAUGGAGGAGCCGAUGAGUUGGGGCAACAAGUCUGGAUGUGAUUUUAUUCGAAAGGGUUGCCUCACAGAGAACGGCGUCUCGAAUUAUCCCAAUGCAUUCUGUACUGAUGAGAGGCUGCGUUGUUCAUCUGAUCGCUUUGGACUUGCAAAGUGCGUCGAUGUGGAUGAGGGAACUGUAAAUGCUGAUAAAACAGGAUCUUGUCCCGUUCUUGUUUCACCUCUUUCUGUUCGUGAAGAUGCAUCUCUUUUUUCUUUUGCCUGCACUGAGCUUGGAGAUGCUGAUUUUCCUGGGUUCUUGACGGGCGAGAACUCGAUGUGCUUGACUACCAAUGAGUAUGAUGUUGAGAAGUAUGGUAACACUACCAAACUUAGCGGAGUGUGCGCACAGGUGUUGUGUGAUAAAAGCAAUCGUAAAGUGAAGGUGAAGUACAGUGGCAUUUUGGAAUUCCAAGAGUGCCCUAGUGGCAGUGAAAUAGCCGUAGGCUCUUCUUCUGCUUCAUUGAAGUUCAAGAGAAUCCACUGCCCCAUGUACACUGAAGUGUGCACCGUUGCCUCUGAUGGCAGCAGUCUUCAUCCACUUGCAAACGCGCCCCAUGACCAGAGUGACAUUGCCCACCGGGUUGGUAUGAAUGGUAACUCUGCAGCGCAUUCCCUCUUACACGCUCUGCUUCUGGCCGUCACUCUUGUGGUGGUGGUGUCUUUGUGA
Messenger RNA from Trypanosoma theileri, 1530 nucleotides. Its product is annotated as putative surface protease GP63. Gene Ontology annotation, cellular component: cytoplasm; membrane. Gene Ontology annotation, biological process: cell adhesion; proteolysis. Lineage: Eukaryota; Euglenozoa; Kinetoplastea; Trypanosomatida; Trypanosomatidae. The annotation marks the transcript as partial. Gene Ontology annotation, molecular function: metalloendopeptidase activity. The record is from RefSeq and is a predicted model, not a curated record. The transcript has a single exon.